Papaver somniferum (opium poppy) is the source of this 1748-nucleotide messenger RNA. RefSeq names its product protein FAF-like, chloroplastic. The transcript has 2 exons. Bases 125 to 1549 code for a protein of 474 amino acids. Lineage: Eukaryota; Viridiplantae; Streptophyta; Magnoliopsida; Ranunculales; Papaveraceae. The record is from RefSeq and is a predicted model, not a curated record.
UCAAUCCAUCCAUCAAUCAUUUUUCAAUCUUAAAGUUUUCAUCACUUCAAUACUCAAAAUUGCUGGAUGCUUGUUUGUAGUUUUUCUUCAUCAUUGUUUAAGAGUGAUACUUACAAACUCAAAGAUGUCAAGUGCUACUACUAACUCAUUGAGAAGGACACUUUCAGCAGUUGACAUGUCUAAGAUUUAUGAUCAACACGUCGAACCAAAGAAUGCUUUUGCUCGACAACAACAAGGAAAGCUUGAUAUUUGGUGUUCGAUUUUAACUCAAAAUUCAUCAUCUCUUCCACCUCCAUAUGUUCAUCCUCUUGUCAAACAAUCCAAGAGUUGUUUAUCUCUUAAAAGCCUUGAGAUUUGUACUGAAAACUUAGGUUCUGAAUCUGGGUCUGAUGGUUAUCCUUAUUCAGACAUUAGUCUUUCUGAUACUGAAGAGGAAGAAGAAGGAGCAAUUGAACAAGUAGUUGUAGUGGAUGAGAGAUCAGAAAUAGUCAAAGUUGAUAAGAAUAAAGUAGUAGCUGCAAAUUACAUUAAGAAGUACUCAUCACCACCAUCAGCAGCUCGUAGAUCUUUCCCACCCCCACUUAAAUCACUCUCUAAACCAGGAGGAGGAGGUAUUCAAAUGAAAACUCAUCGCAAAGAUGGAAGAUUAGUUCUUGAAUCUGUCUCUGUUCCUACUUCUCAAAAUUGGUUCAAAGCUCAACGCAAAGACGGUCGUCUUGUUCUUACCUUCACAUCAUCUAUCCCAGAAUCCAAAUCAUUGGAACAUGUUUUCGAAACAGAUGAGGAAGUAGAAUUCGAUUUUAGUCCUGAUAAUGAGAUUGAAGAACCCAGAAAGGAGGAAGAAGAAGAAGACAAAGGGCUUGUGUUGGGAAUGACGAGUACUAGAGUUCCAGAACUGCCAACUCGAGUGAUGAAAGUUCACAGAUCUGCAUUGAUGGUGAAUAAGUUUACAGGUCUGACAAACAACAUGAAUAAUUGGUCAUCAUCAUCUAAUCUAAAAAAUAAGUUGGAAAAAAUAUUAAAUUCACCAUCAACUAAAUUACUACCACAAUCACUUCCAGUAUCACCACCAACAUCAGCUCCCGGGGCACCACCGCCACCACGAAGGUCGUCUCAAUUAAUACCGUACACACUUCCACAACAAACCAUUGGGGUGACGGCGGCAACUGUAGAGGCUUCUUCUUCCAACAGAUAUGAGUAUUUUUGGCGAAAUAAUACAUCCUCAAUGGUAUCAGUUGGUGGAAUCCAUCAUUCACUUAACCAACAAUCACUACCCAACAAUAAAAAUCCUUACCACCACAAUAACAACAACAGUAAUAAUCUCAUAAGGAACAAGAAUAAUUACAUCACCAACAACAAUAGUAAUAAUUUCUCUUCUAAGGGUUCAGCAACAACAACAAAAGGAAGGAAAGAUUAUAAGGAGGAGAAACAAUAUUGCAAUGGAGAAAAGAUUGUUGAUCAACAUUUGAUGGUUCCAGCUUACUGCAAACCAGAACACAUAAGGAGAUCUUUAGUGUUUUGGGAACCUCAUUGCAUUGCUACAUCUUAAUUCACCAAUAUCAUUUUCAUAUAACUUUUGUGAAAAUGCAGAUGUUAUGUAAUUAAUUGUACAUGCUCUAAACUCGAAAAACAAUCCGAUAAGAGAGAGUGAAUUUUGGACAUUCAUAAUAAACAUAUGAAUCAGCGUUGGCUCUCUUGCUUUCUAUUUCUCUAUCUUUUCGGGGAAAGUGAUUUCACGCUCUCUUCCU